AUGCCACGACGAGCUGCACGUGCUAUAUUAGAAAAAUAUAUUUACAGUACUUUGGCGUCAAAUUCAGGAACAUCAACAAUAACACUAUGUAUAGGUGAAAUAUAUCAAUUAAAUAUAAAAUUAGAAACACUUUUGGAACAACUUAGAUGUACAAUAUCUGAAAUAAAUUUAUCAUCGUCCAGCAAUAGUACUUCAACAUCAUGUGUAUCAUUACAAAAACAACAAGAAAAUCAAUCAAAAGAAAAAAGAAGGCCAUGUUUAAGCUGGAGAAUCAAAAGAAAUGGUGUUGAAGUAUUACCAAUAGCUACUUUUGAAGGACGAGAUCUUAAAACACCUGAUAAGACUGCACACACAACUUUAUCAACCGAGUUUCUACUUAAACAUGUUUUAUCAAUAUAUCCAAGAAAAUCACCAGCAAAUAAGAAACUAUUAAAACCAAAAGUAAUCAAACAUAUAUCGAAACCUUUAAGUGGUUAUUUGCUUUUAAUGGACACAGUUAUGUCUGAUCAAGUAACUUGGCAUAUACCAAUGCCUGUUUUAUUUGAUCAAUAA
Rotaria sordida is the source of this 552-nucleotide messenger RNA. The record is from the annotation of a GenBank genome assembly. Lineage: Eukaryota; Metazoa; Rotifera; Eurotatoria; Philodinida; Philodinidae.